AUGCCGCUGUUGCCCACCCACACAAGCGGCUCGACUGUCAGUGCCAGCAGUGACCUGGCCACAAUGACGACACUCUUUGGGGACAACGUGACUAUAAGUAGCACACCGCUGGCAUCGAUCCCAACCAGAACACCACAGCCCAGCAUUACGCCUCCAAUCACGAACAAUGCCUUCGCGCAAUCUCUUCGUAACUUGAAGCACCUGUGGCCGAUGCUGAUGACCUUUGUGGCGGUCACACAAUUUGUAUCACACGAAUGA
Molecule: messenger RNA, 258 nt
Organism: Fonsecaea pedrosoi CBS 271.37
Lineage: Eukaryota; Fungi; Ascomycota; Eurotiomycetes; Chaetothyriales; Herpotrichiellaceae
Exons: 1
Coding region: 1-258 (85 amino acids)
Source: RefSeq, a predicted model, not a curated record